Molecule: messenger RNA, 275 nt
Organism: Effrenium voratum
Lineage: Eukaryota; Dinophyceae; Suessiales; Symbiodiniaceae
Source: the annotation of a GenBank genome assembly
GGCGCGGUGUGCGGAACUUUGGAGACGAGCGCCUGUACCAGGCUGUGCUCAAGGACUACUCCUCUCAGCUCCUUGCGUCGGUGCAUCGCAUCGAGUCCUUCCAGAAAUCUGAGGACAAAGCAGCGCUGACAGAGGAAGUGGAACUACUCUUGAGCUCCGCUGCGUACCUGGGAGCGGAUCGCCUGAGCCUCGCUGCGCGGGCGCUUUUGCAAACGCUCAGCUCCCGGCAAGGCAACGAGGCAGCGUUGUGCGCGACGCUGUGCGAGCAGGCAUGA